Molecule: messenger RNA, 1602 nt
Organism: Arxiozyma heterogenica
Lineage: Eukaryota; Fungi; Ascomycota; Saccharomycetes; Saccharomycetales; Saccharomycetaceae
Exons: 1
Coding region: 1-1602 (533 amino acids)
Cellular component (GO): nucleus
Molecular function (GO): protein binding
Source: RefSeq, a predicted model, not a curated record
AUGGAAAGAAAAAGGGGGGGUAAAAUUAUGUUCAUAAAUAAUAAUAAUAACAAUAAAACCAACAAUAAUAUGUCUGCAUAUUCUAGUUAUAGUAACCUAUCUAAUUUAGAUGAGGCCAUUGAAGAUAAUAUCACAAGUAGUAAUAGUAGCAUAUAUGUAAAUCGCUCACCGAUGUAUUCCCCGUUAGAUUAUACUCACCCUAUAAAUAAUAUCACAGCUGGUAAUAUUUCAAAUAAUAAUAAUAGUAAUAGCAAUAAUUUAAAUGGAUUUUCACAACAGAUAGGCAAUAAAAACGUUAAUUAUACUAAAAAUGAUCCAAAUCUAUUUUCCUCAUCUAAUGUUAAUUAUAACAAUAGUAUCACCAAUAACAAUAAUAACGGAUCCCUUUGUAAUUACAAAUUCCAUUACCCACUAUUUGGUUUAGAUUGGAGUACUGAUGAUUUUGUCUGUGUGAGUUCAUACAAAGAAGAUAGUAAGAAUAAAUUGGAGAUCAUUAAAUCAAAUGACUUGUUUUCAUGGAAAUCAGUGGUACAAGCUGACGUCAUUUAUCCUAUUAGCAAUAUUCAAUGGUUACCUAGUCAUAUGCAUUCAAGACAACUGGCUACAGGUUCUGAUUCAUUAAGAAUUUGGUCCUUAAAUGAUGAUAUUGGCGUUUUACAAGAACAGAUUAAUCUAUCUUUAUAUAAAUAUAAAAAGCAACAUAAUUAUAGUAUUGGUAAUAAACAAAAUUUUAGCACUGUCACAGCAAACACUUCUAAUAAUUCCUCAUCCACUUCCCCUUUUAAAUCUUCUUUUCCAUCUAGAGUUAGCAGUGACGAUAGAUUAUUAGGUGAACUUCCACCUGUUAGUUCGUUUCAUUGGAAUCCUAUUGAUACAAAUAUGCUGGUAUCAAGUUCUAUUGAUACUACAUGCAUUGUUUGGGAUUUACAAAGUACAAAUUAUGUAAAGACACAAUUGAUCGCACAUGAUAGUGAAGUUUAUGAUGUUAGAUUUUUGACUAAAUCAAUUCAUCUUUUUGCUAGUUGUGGUGGUGACGGCUCUGUUAGAGUCUUUGAUUUAAGAUCUUUGGCCCACAGUACUAUUAUUUAUGAACCUUCACUCUCUUCAUUAUCAAAUCUAGAAGAUAUCUCAGAUAUGACCCAACAGAAAAAUGCAUUAUUAAGACUGGAACCAUCUUCCUUUGAUCCUAAUAUUUUGGCCACUUUUGUGGGUGAUACUAACAGGAUUUUAAUUUUGGAUAUGAGAAACCCAGAAUCUCCUGUAUUGAUUUUGGAAGGACAUUUAUCUGCAGUGAAUCAGAUUAAAUGGCACCCAACAAAGAGGAAUGUUUUAUUAUCAUGUGGUGACGAUUGCCAAGUUUUAUAUUGGGAUUUAAAUCUAUAUUUAGGUUCGCCAAAUACCAUACAUAAGCCUAUUCCUGAAUCAAGUAUUAUAAGUAAUGGAGAUAAAAAUAUGAAAGUUCCAGGUAAUGAAGUUUUAGAUACACCGAAUCUAUUUUAUUCUGAUGAUUCUCAAGAGAUCAAUAAUAUUGUUUGGAAACCUCACAGAGGUGAUUGGUUUGGCUACGUAAGUGGAAAAAAAUUCCAAAAUGUCAAAAUAUAA